Molecule: messenger RNA, 3320 nt
Organism: Syngnathoides biaculeatus (alligator pipefish)
Lineage: Eukaryota; Metazoa; Chordata; Actinopteri; Syngnathiformes; Syngnathidae
Gene: gucy1b1
Product: guanylate cyclase 1 soluble subunit beta 1
Exons: 10
Coding region: 1331-2821 (496 amino acids)
Biological process (GO): response to oxygen levels; cGMP biosynthetic process
Cellular component (GO): guanylate cyclase complex, soluble
Molecular function (GO): heme binding; guanylate cyclase activity
Source: RefSeq, a predicted model, not a curated record
GGGGGUCGCCACAGCGUGUCAUCUCAAGAUGAACGCUCAUAUUUGUUUACUGCAGUUUUUAUGCCGGAUGCCCUUCCUGAGAGAAACCCCUCUUGGGGAGUUGGGGGCCCAGUGAGAAACAAACUCACGACCCCUGGUUUACCAAACCAUUGCUCUAACCCAUGAGCUAUUGGGCCCCAUGAAUAGGACACUUCAUCAACACAAAAAUGUUUUAGCUGACAACAACUGAAUCACGCUGGAGAAUAAAAAAACAAUGUACGAAAAGUAGAAGUUGGAUCAAACAACGUGAUCUUCUAUAUGAUAGGCCCCUUUCAUACUGGCCACCAAGGCAGUCUUUCCUCAACUUCCUGCAGCUUCAAAGGCAUAAACAAGUGCAGCAUUCAGCUUUUAUGCACCAUAUUUUCUGUACUCUAAGGCGGACCCAAAAGUCUUUAAUUUUCUCCAAAACUGACGGUGCGCCUUAUAGAUGGAUCGAUAUUGAGCCUUUCGUGCAGCUCCAUCUAAUGGAUGCAUAACCAUAACCCAGCCUCUACUGUAGUGUCUAUUCUAUGCGCCUUAUAAUGCAAUGCGCAAUUAUAUAUGAAAAAAGCUGUCAAAAUAAGGCCAUUCAUUGAAGGUGUGCCUUAUACUGCGGAAAAUACGGUAACCAGAUAGCGGGAAGUGUUUGGAGUUCAUCAUAUUGGAGUUGAAAGGAAUUGUCGCUUUUCAAGAAGUAUUCUGGCUCUAUUGUUGCCAUGCUGCAAAGUUUGUAAAACAGUGGCGAGGCCCGGCCGUGAUGUACGGAUUAGAGACGGUGGCACUGAAGAGAUGACAAGAUGCAGAACUGGAGGUGGCAGAAAUGAAGAUGUUGAGGUUCUCGCUCGGAGGGAGCAGGUUGGAUAGGAUUAGAAAUGAGCUCGUUAGAGGGACAGCCAAAGCUGGAUGUUUUGGGGACAAGUUUAGAGAGAGCAGACUUCGAUGGUUCGGACAUGUUUCAGAGGCGAGAGAGUGAGAAUAAUGGUAGAAGGGUGCUGAGGAUGGAGCUCCCAGGCAAAAGAGCGAGAGGAAGACCAAAGAGAAGGUUGAUGGAUGUGGAGAGGGAGGACAUGAGGACUGUGAUGUGUUAGGGAGGAAGAUGCAGGAGAUAGGCUCAGAUGGGAAAAGAUGACACGCUGUGGCGACCCCUAACGGGACAAGCCGAAAGAAAAAGAAGAAGAAGGUGUCGCCGUGCAGCUAAUUGCCUGCGUGCCAAAAACUGCAUCCUCGCUGUAAAAGCAUACGACAAACACGGAAAUGUCCCAAUACGAAUUUGGACGCCCUCCACGACCACCUGGGCACCAUCUAUCCUGGCAUGAGGGCCCCCUCGUUCCGUUGCACGGACGCCGAGAAGGGCAACAACCUGAUCCUCCACUACUACUCGGAGCGAGAAGGCCUGCAGGACAUCGUGAUCGGCAUCAUUAAAACGGUCGCGCAGCAGAUCCAUGGCACGGAGAUCGAGAUGAAGAUGAUCCAGCCCAAAAGCGAGGAGUGCGACCACAUCAAGUUCCUGAUCGAGGAGAAGGACUCGGAGGAAGAGGCCUUCUACGAGGACCUGGACGGCUUCGAGGAGAACGGCACGCAGGAGACGCGCAUCAGCCCGUACACCUUUUGCAAGGCCUUCCCCUUUCACAUGAUGUUCGACAAAGACCUGAUGCUCACGCAGUGCGGCAACGCCAUUUACCGGGUGCUGCCUCAGCUCCAACCUGGUGCCUGCAUCCUCCCUUCGGUUUUCUCCCUGGUCCGCCCGCACAUCGACUUCAGCUACCACGGCAUUCUGUCCCACAUCAACACGGUCUUCGUCCUGCGGAGCAAGGAGGGUCUGCUAAAUGUGGAGACGGUGGAGAACGAAGACGAGCUGACGGGGGUCGAGAUCAGCUGUCUGCGGUUAAAGGGGCAGAUGAUUUAUUUGCCCGAAGCCGAGAACAUCCUCUUUCUUUGCUCGCCCAGUGUGAUGAACCUGGACGACCUGACGCGGAGGGGCCUGUACCUGAGCGACAUCCCGCUGCACGACGCCACGCGGGACCUGGUCCUGCUGGGCGAGCAGUUCCGCGAGGAGUACAAGCUGACCCAGGAGCUGGAGAUCCUCACCGACCGGCUGCAGCACACACUCCGGGCGCUGGAGGACGAGAAGAAGAAGACGGACAGAUUGCUCUACUCGGUCCUGCCGCCGUCGGUUGCCAACGAGCUGAGACACAAACGUCCCGUCCCGGCCAAGCGCUACGACAACGUCACCAUUCUUUUCAGCGGCAUCGUGGGCUUCAACGCCUUCUGCAGCAAGCACGCCUCCGCCGAGGGCGCCAUCAAGAUCGUCAAUCUGCUCAACGACGUUUACACCCGCUUCGACAUCUUGACCGACUCGCGCAAGAACCCUUACGUGUACAAGGUGGAGACGGUGGGCGACAAGUACAUGACGGUGAGCGGACUGCCUGAGCCGUGCACGCACCACGCCAAGUCCAUCUGCCACCUGGCGCUCGACAUGCUGGAGAUCGCCGGACAAGUCAAAGUGGACGACGAGCCUGUGCAGAUCACCAUCGGGAUCCACACGGGGGAGGUGGUGACGGGGGUGAUUGGCCAGAGGAUGCCUCGGUACUGCCUGUUUGGCAACACGGUCAACCUCACGAGCCGCACGGAAACCACCGGUGAAAAGGGCAAAAUCAAUGUGUCGGAGUACACUUACAGGUGCUUGCAAUCCGCCGAGAACGCGGACCCUCAGUUCCACCUGGCGUACCGCGGCCCCGUCACCAUGAAGGGGAAGAAGGAACCCAUGAAGGUCUGGUUCCUGUCCAGACAGGAAGUCCACUGACACGCCCAACCUGAGCUCCAACUCCGUUCCGUCAGACGGAUCAAGUAGAAUGAUAUGACGCAAAGGUCGCUGAUAUAUGACCACCACGUUCUCUAAUAUGAAGUCCAGUUGUUAUGACACUGUCAUUGUUUUUGAUGUUUAUUUUGGAUCUUUUUCUCUCCCCUGCGCGUGUGUGUGGUUGCAGUCUGACUCGGUCUAAUCUUUUACAACGUCACUGUUGCAUCUGUUGAUCUUGUCGCGUGUAGAUAUUAAGAACUGUUUAGAUCAAACAUGUACAAAAUGGAAUGAGGACCAUUAUGAACGGUACCUGUUUGCACGGCGGUAGAAGGAUGGCCGAAUGUGUGUGAACCUAAUAAAUUGCCACACGUUUAUUACUACUCUAGUGCUAAUGCACAAGUACAUGUCAGAGACACAUUUUUAACAUUUUAAUAUCUUAUUUUGCCAUGGUACUCUAUGUACCUUUUGGGAAAUGCCCCAAAUAAAGUCUUAUGAGCCCGCA